CGCGCCGGCGAGUUCAACAUCGUGCUCGAUGACGUCGCCAUCACCCACCUCGCCUACGGGCACGACUUCGCCCAGGCCGUUGAGAAGAAGCAGGUCGCGCAGCAGGAGGCUGAGCGCUCCAGGUUCCUCGUUGCGCGUGCAGAGCAGGAGAGGCGUGCUGCUAUCGUUCGCGCGGAGGGAGAGAGCGAGUCCGCACGGCUCAUCUCAGAUGCCACCGCUCUUGUAGGCAAUGGCCUGAUCGAGCUCAGGAGGAUCGAGGCUGCCAAGGAGAUAGCUGGGGUGAUUGCGCGCUCACCCAAUGUUUCCUACAUCCCUUCUGGCAACAACGGCCAGAUGCUGCUUGGGCUCAGCACUGCCCGGUGAAUGAAUUGCCACUUAUCUUCCAGUUGGUCACAG
Triticum dicoccoides is the source of this 396-nucleotide messenger RNA. Its product is annotated as prohibitin-3, mitochondrial-like. Gene Ontology annotation, biological process: mitochondrion organization. NCBI's taxonomy places the organism in Eukaryota, Viridiplantae, Streptophyta, Magnoliopsida, Poales, Poaceae. The record is from RefSeq and is a predicted model, not a curated record. Gene Ontology annotation, cellular component: membrane; mitochondrion. The transcript has a single exon. The annotation marks the transcript as partial.